Molecule: messenger RNA, 2810 nt
Organism: Poecilia reticulata (guppy)
Lineage: Eukaryota; Metazoa; Chordata; Actinopteri; Cyprinodontiformes; Poeciliidae
Gene: bard1
Product: BRCA1 associated RING domain 1
Biological process (GO): protein K6-linked ubiquitination
Cellular component (GO): BRCA1-BARD1 complex; BRCA1-A complex
Molecular function (GO): ubiquitin-protein transferase activity; protein binding
Source: RefSeq, a predicted model, not a curated record
GUCACUUCCGUAAAUAAUUGGCGGGAGAUGUAAAGAACCAGGAAGUAGUUUGUUUUUUAGAGGCAGGAUUGGAGCAAACGAGUUCGACAACAAAUCGGUAGUAGAAAUAUUCUCUUUUGUAAAAAAAAAAAAAAAAAUGGAUAAUACCACACCGCUACAAACAGAUGGCUGGAAGAACAGUAAAGAGGCGGUUGCAAACUUCCGUCGACUGUUGCUUUGCUCCAAAUGCUCAAAUUUGAUGGAGGAGCCGGUGUGUCUGGGGAUGUGCGAGCAUAUGCUGUGCAGGUCUUGUGCUGGCCCCCGGGCAGGAGACGGCUGCGCGGUGUGUCUCAGCCCUGCGUGGGUGAAGGACAUCCAAAUCAACAGGCAGCUUAGCAGCACCAUACAGCUCUUCAGUGACUUGGAGUCCCUGCUUAAUCCCACGGAACAAGCAGACUCUGUUGCUGAGGUCAGUUCGCAGGCGGAGGCUGCAGUCCUCAAACACAAGAAGAACUUUAAGAUCUGGUUCAGUCCUCGCAGUCGAAAGGUGCACUGCAAGGUCGAGAAGCCUUUAGAGGUCACUGCUCCAGACAGGAAGUCCUCUGAAGAACAGCCUGCUGCUCAGUCCAAAGUCCCCGCAGCUCAGUGCCGGGACCUUUCAGUGUUUAAUUUCACUUCGUCCUCCCAAGACUCUUCGUCUUCACAAAAUGAAAGUAACGUAAACAGUAAAGGAAAGAAAAGAACUAAGAAAACUGAUACUACAAGGCAGGUUCAAGGGCGCACCAGUACCACACGUAGACAGACUAAAGAGAAUUUGAAAAAGAAGAGGCUGGAGGCCAUAAACCAGCAGUGGGGACUUACAGACCAACAGAAUCCCUCAUCUGGACCAGAGCCAUCCUGUGCUGACGGAGCAAGAGGGUCACGUAAAAGGGUUUCUUUCUUAAGCCCUUCUGUCUCGACUGACGAGGCGCAGACUGAAGCCUCGCAGGUCCGUGAACUCAGUUUGACCAACCGCACAAUAAACGAAAGUCUCUCGGGAGGCGAGAUCAAUGUGCUGAGUCACCACAGCCAGCAUGGUCAGAGCACAGCCAGUCAGAUGUCGUCAACAAACAACCCAAAUCCAGAUGACGGUUCCAAAACAGACACAAACGCGUCUCCCCAGGAGAGUCUCUCCAAAAGAAGCAAAACAGUGGAGAGAAACUGCUCCUUGGAAACAACGCCAAAAAGACAGAGGGUUUCUCCGGGCCCAAGGAGAAAAUCACCUGGUGGAAAAGCCUCACCUUUCACUGAGCGUUUAACUUUAGCAAGCCCCGCAAGUGAAAAGAAAAAGAAGCGCCCGAGAGAAGGUAAACAGCGUAGUCCGUCUGUUGCAGCCCUCAUGUCUUCAGACAGCCACAAUAAACCCGUGUGCAGUCCUCGGUCAUCUUUCGGCCGUUCAAGCCCUGGCAGCCCUGCAGUAAUGAAGAGGAACCACAGAGGAGAGACCCCUCUACACCUUGCUGCAAUAAAGGGAGAUGUAGAUUCUGUCAACGAACUUCUGGAUCAGGGAGCCGACCCCAACCUGAAAGACAACGCCGGCUGGACACCACUGCAUGAGGCAUGUAAUCUGGGCCACCUGGCAGCUGCGAAGGUUUUGGUCGCAAGGGGAGCCCUGUUGAACACACCUGGCUAUGAAAAUGAUUCUCCGCUCCAUGAUGCUGUGAGGAAUGGACAUGCAGCCAUUGUUAAGCUGCUGCUGCAGCUCGGUGCCUCACGGAACGUUCUUAAUCUACAUGGAAAGCGUCCUGCAGAUUACGCAGUGAGCCAGGAGAUGCUGGCGAUUUUCCAGAAAGCUGCAGAAGGAACCCAAUAUGCUAAUUCGCAUACAUCUCAUAGCCCCUCAGCCACUAUCUCUGCGUCGAGUGAAAGUGCGAGAAGGGAUCAGACUUUAAUGUUAUUGGCCAGCAAGCUAUCAUCGCCAGAGCAGCGUCAGCUAGUCAAACUGAGAGUGCUACUGGGAGGAAGGAUCGUUGAUACCUUUUCUGGCUCAGGUAUGAGCCAUGUCGUCGUGCCAGAAGGACAAAUGCCCACCACCUACUCCACCCUCCUGGGUCUUCUUGCUGGCUGCUGGGUUGUCAAAUACAGCUGGGUAAAAGCAUGUCUGCAGGCGGGAAAGUGGCUGCCUGAAGCUGAGCAUGAAGCGGGAGAAGGCCCUCAGCGCAGUCGCAUCAACAGAUGUAGUUUGCUUCCACCGCUUUUCGAUGGCUGUUUCUUCUUCCUCCUCGGCUCCUUUAAGGGGACGACCAAAACCGAGCUCGCCAAGCUGUUGCGAGAAGGAGGCGGCCAACUUCUGAGCCGGCAGCCAAAGCCGGACAGCGACGUUACACAGACUCUGAAUGCAGCAGCCUACCAUGCAGAGCCAGGCUCUGACCAGGCGCUCUGCACCCAGUACAUCAUCUACGACCCACAGGGAACCUACAAGCCGGCGGUUGUCAGGCGAGGGAAAGUGUGGUCCGCUCCCUCAACCUGGAUCAUCGACUGCAUUGCAGCCUUCAGCCUCCUCCCUGUGCCUGAGCAUUAAAUUACUAUCUGUUUUUCUUCCUUUUUUAUUCAGUAUGAAUAACAUUUCUCUAGAUUUUAAUCACUCUGAAUGCUUUUUAACUUGUGGUACAUUGGUUGUUUUCUAUCACAGAUAACUAAUUCCUUUGGAAACUAAAAUAAUUAUGUAUAAUUUUAUGAUCCUGUAAGUGUUUAAAAUGACACGGAUUCUAAUAAAGUUCUUUUUAGACUUGUAUUAUUAACUAAUGUUUGCUUUCAGUGCCUCAUAAGACUGAAAUGACUACAAUGGAAAU